Molecule: messenger RNA, 1830 nt
Organism: Clonostachys solani
Lineage: Eukaryota; Fungi; Ascomycota; Sordariomycetes; Hypocreales; Bionectriaceae
Source: the annotation of a GenBank genome assembly
AUGGCACCCAUCACGUUUGAAGAUAUUCCAUAUGACUGCCUUAGAGAGGUCAUGGAGGAGCUGAUGUGGGAGCCGGGGCGCUCCGGCCUCAAGUCGCUGUCUCUGACAAACCAUCGACUGCGUGCCAUCUCCAUGCGCUACCUAAACCGAUGCAUUUCACUACGCCUGCCUUGUGGGAUCCUGACAUUUCAUCACCAGAUAGCUCGCCGUAUAUGGCUUCUGUGGCGAUAUGAUGCCUUCUCCUCUGUUCGCCGUGUCGUCGCUGGCACGUGGGAUCCCAAGUGGGACGACAGGCCUGAGGACAUGGACGAAAUCAUGCAGUUCGACCUGGCCGAUCUGGACCCCUUCUACGGUUCAGCAGAUAAGAACGUCUUUCAGAAUGGCGAGCUUCAAGUAGAGCCUGAUGAAGACUGCGCCACUAAAAUCCUGAUCGAGCUCUUGGACAGACUGCCAGGACUCAAGCACUUUGUAUUCCCGGACGCAUUGCCUUCUGCAUUGCUACAAGAAUUGGAGUUGAAGCACCCAAAGUGCCGGCUUCGUAUCUACUGUCUUGACAACGACAGCAUCAUGAAUAUGGAGUUGAUCACUUCGCCGUGCCUCGACAGUAUCGGCUGCGUUUAUUCCGACGCUUCUGGCGCCGACCAACCUAAAUGCAAUUUGAAAAGCCGGGUAAUGGCAAUCAUCGCCGGCAUGGCACCCUCGUUACGGGGAGUUGGGCUGCUCAACAGGAGGGUCGACGAGCCGUUGUUCUCAUCCGAGGAAGACGAAAACGCACACUGGGAAAGCCAAGGAGUACCAUAUGCACCCCAUCAAAUGUUCACGGAACAAGCGUUCCCGCGAAGGUUGGGGCAGCUGAAAUUUUUAACUCUCAAGGGCCAGUGUCAAUACCCGAUUCGACUUGACAAAUGGGCCAACAUGACCGAUUUCACCGUCCUGGAGUCGUUAAGACUCGAAAUCAAUUUCUCCGGGCCGGAUCUCGAUUCCCUUAAGGUGCACGGCAUUUUCCCUCGCCUCAGAAUAAUGUCUUUAAGCUUAUAUUGUGAGGACCCGGGUGCAGUCGAGACUGAGGACGAGGAACGGCUCAUCAAAAUCCUCUCCAACCUGCCACCUUUGCAAUCACUCAAACUUACUGGGUACAUUUGGCCACACAUACCCGCCCAAGCACUUCGUGUCCAUGGUCAGUCUCUCGAAAGAUUGGCCUUGUUCCCCAUCUCUUCGGAGGAUCAGUACGAAUCUGGCAAGUUGCUCGACAGCAAUUUAAGAGAUUGCGAAUCUCUGGAAACAGCACAAAUUCUAAACAUACUAGAUCAGUGCCCUUUACUUGAGGAACUGAAUAUACCAGUUCAGAGAACAUACGAGAACGCCGACGAUCCCGCCAUAUACGAAGCGAUGGGCGAGCUCAGGCGCCUGAGAUCGGUAACGCUAUACAUGGACUGCUUCGCGGAACUAUUUAACCGCCGGGAGACAUAUGAGGCGCCGGAUUUGAUGUCAAACUAUAAACACUAUUACGCAAUCACCAACAUGCAGGAAGUCUUGUGGACUUGCGCGAUGGACCACUAUCUCGCCUGGGAGAUUCUCAAAGCAAUAACUGGAGGGCGGACCACGCAUGUUCUUCGAGAGCUGCGCCUUCUGUCGUCUGCAAACGCGACAGAAGCAAGUACUAGAUAUGGAGACGAUAUGGGCGCCAUAAUUCAAAAUCUGGCAACAGAUCAUACCUUUAUAAAGGACGCAGACGGCAUGUUGUGGACAGGCCAAGAGCAGUGGGACACGGAGAGGAUUGGCACAGCAUACCUCUGGACGGACAAGACGUCUAGGCGUGGGGAAGCGUAA